AUGGCGGUGGAUUUGACUCCGCGGUUCAGAAGACUGAACAGUCAAACAGCUUUCAGAGAAAAUAAACAACUGUCAGGUUUCUCUGGUCCAUUCAGAGCGACCCAGCUGUGGAAGAACAUCAUUGAGGCUCUGCAGACGCAGGUGGAGCUCAGACCACGCAGACAGCACCUGCGCAUACAUCAAGAUUGUUUCACCGGCUCUGAUGCUGUGGAUGUUGUUCUGAGCCACCUCAUGCAGAACAUCUACUUCUGCUCCAGCGAAGUAUCCCGUCUCAAAGCUGCCAGACUCUGCCAGGCCUUGAUGGAGUCCAGAGUGUUCGAACCCAUCGGUAUGAAGCUCUUCAGACGAGAGAAUGAGAUGACCUUUGAGGAUUCAAGCUGCAGCCUUUAUCGCUUCCUGGAUGGCUGUGAUGUCCCUGGAUCGACCCAGAAAAGAUACAGUGACAUCGAAAACCAGACUCGUGAGAAACAUACUGGAAAGAAGAGCACUUUAAAGUUUGGAGAAAUGCAGACCAUCUCCAACCCGUUGGUUCUUGGAUCAUCAGACAGAAGAGUGGAGAGACUACUGAAGAAUAUAAACCUUCACCCAUCUCUGCCCUCUGAUCUAAAUCGUGCUGCAUUUUCCAACAGUUUUCUGACAAAAAAAGUUGUUCAGGACGUUUGGAGGCAGCAGGCGUUACUCCAGUUGUUGCAGGUCGUGGAGAUCCCCAUGCUGGACUGUAUUCUGUCCUCACAUGCCAAACCUGAGCCCCUGCGCUCAUCACUGCGUAACCAUGGCGGCCUGGUCAUCUCCAACACCUGUGUUGAUCGAGAAGUGUCCGAGAGUCUCAACCUGCCUGAGUUGGAUUCUUGGCUGAUAGCGGCAGUGGAUUGUCUUGAGCUGUUUCCAGAUCAGCUAAUUGUGGUGGCCAGCGAGCAGCUCAUCCAGCAGAAAGAAGCAGUGGGGGAAGAAAAGUUAAAGGCGCACAAGAGACUGCUGUUUGACACAAUUGCCAAGUACUACAGCAGCCCGGAAAGACCACCACUGCUGUCUGGAAGCUACACUGAUAUCCAGGCUGAAAUCCUACAUCUUCUGGACUGUGGUAGUCAGGAUGCUCUGAAAGCAUCUCAGCUCUGUCUGCAGCUGCUGGAGUCCCCGUGCAGAGACGAGUUACGCAGACUGUUGGGGUUUAUGGCAGCCGCUGCAGAUAAUGAAGCCUUCAGACUGCACAAGCAGAUCGAGAACCGGUCUCUGGUGAGCAGGACGUUUGUAAAGUCUGUGAUACAGAGUAAAGAGAUGACUCGUGUCCAGGGUGAGCAACUGCUGCUGUUCCUCAUGGAUAAUUGCACACAACUCUUCAAGACACCUUCGUCGUUGAUUGAGGGCGUGAGAAAAACUCUUCAAACUUUGCAGCAAGGCAGGGAUCUAGAUAAUAUAGCACUGUUCACAUUCUGCCAGCAGGUGUCUCUCCAGCAGUAUGAGGAGAACAGAGAUAAGGCCACUCUUGACAGUUUAAAGCAGUUAUUGCAGCAUAUCACUCACAGUGACAGCCUAUCUGUCAAACAGAAGAGGCGACUCACCAAACAGUUCCAGAAACAUCACCCGGGAGUCUUUCUCCAGCACUUCUUCACGACAUUUUAAAAAGCAACGAACACUGAAUACAAAUUGUUUAUAGUUAAUGCUAUUCAACUCCAGUCCUGCUGAACCACUAUUGUGCAGAAUUUUAUUCCAUAAGACUUUAAGGUUAUUUGUUUGCGUUUGCAAAUGGAGGAUGACUUGAUCAGUUGUAGACUGGUGGGAAUUUCCCUGGAAUCCCAUCUGAUAUAGCAAUAUAGAGAUAACAGAUUAUCAACUUUACACUACUGCUUUUGUAGAAAGAUGAUUUGAUUUUGCAGGUAGAUUAAUUUUCUGAUUAGUCACAUACUUAACCCUGUCUCAAUCAAAGAAUAAGCUACUUGCAGAACAGUUCUCAACAGUAUUAGUACUGUGAAGAAAUUGCUAAUCACUACAAAGAUUUCAUCAGCAAGUCAGCAUCAUCUAACAGCUACUCUAAGAUUACUUGAAUUAUGUGAUAUGCUCAGGUUUUUAAUGCUAUUAAAAUUAGAUUUAGUUGCACUUGAAAAGCCUUAAAGGUAAAGAUUCAAAUGACGCGCUUAUGAACAAGGAACACUUCCUUUUUGAAAGCGAUAUUUGUGAGCACCAAUGAUUUAGGGUCAGAAUUUCAAUAAAUAUUGACCUCAUUUGUUACUGUAUUCUGAACAAUUGUUAACUUCUGAUCUUUAAAGGGAUUUAUAAUGGAAGAGUUUAUUAUUAAUUAACCAUGUGUAUGGCAUAAUUAUUCAGAAAAAAAGAGGGGAUUUUUCAUUGUUGAAUUGUUUUAACUGCUAGAUAAUGUUAGAAUGCACUGGAUGAUAGUGACAUGUCAGUGAUAUUUAUUAAUAUGUACUUGAUCUGAAAAGUUAUAAAAAUGUUAUUAAUGGUACUUUGGACUAAUUAAUUUGGCUGAUUACUGUCAUUACU
Molecule: messenger RNA, 2499 nt
Organism: Xyrauchen texanus (razorback sucker)
Lineage: Eukaryota; Metazoa; Chordata; Actinopteri; Cypriniformes; Catostomidae
Gene: depdc4
Product: DEP domain containing 4
Exons: 9
Coding region: 1-1620 (539 amino acids)
Biological process (GO): intracellular signal transduction
Source: RefSeq, a predicted model, not a curated record